Diachasmimorpha longicaudata is the source of this 4112-nucleotide messenger RNA. Its product is annotated as structural maintenance of chromosomes protein 3-like. The record is from RefSeq and is a predicted model, not a curated record. Lineage: Eukaryota; Metazoa; Arthropoda; Insecta; Hymenoptera; Braconidae. Bases 97 to 3675 code for a protein of 1192 amino acids. Gene Ontology annotation, biological process: mitotic sister chromatid cohesion. The transcript is spliced from 6 exons. Gene Ontology annotation, molecular function: ATP hydrolysis activity; double-stranded DNA binding; cohesin loader activity. Gene Ontology annotation, cellular component: mitotic cohesin complex; chromosome.
GAAAUGGCUGCCACUGUUUAUACUUCCCGUGAAUUUCCCUCGCUUUUUGCAUUCGAGAAGCCGGUGAAGCACAAAAGCACAAGCUAUUGUUGAAAAAUGUACAUCAAAAAGAUCGUCAUCGAGAACUUCAAAUCCUACAGGGGACAACAUAUUUUCGAUGGUUUGCACCCAGGACACAAUACCAUAGUCGGCCUCAAUGGCUCCGGAAAAAGCAGCCUCUUGGAGUCCAUCGUCUUCGUCGUAAGUAACCGUUACUACCCGAUCACAAAAGAACAGAGGGUUUCAGUGAUCAACGACAACCCCAUAAACCACACGAGGUCAGCCUCAGUGGAGAUAAUUCUCUCGAACGACGACAAUGUCCUCUCAAUAGACAUCUCAGAGGUGCGAAUCCGCAGGGUGAUCUCCCUACAGUUUGACCGCAUCACCGUUAACAACCAGAACUGCCAUCCAGACGAACUAUUCCAGCUACUCUCACCAGUCUUCCCCAGGGAGAAUCCUUAUUACAUUGUUCGACAGGAUGAAGUGGCUCAUCUGGCUACUGGCACUAACCUUAUUAGGUUCGAAGUGAUUGUGAUGGCGAUUGGAGUCCACAAGUUUGAUGAGGGUAUCACCGAGCUCCUCCUCCAGAUCGCGGAGAAAACGCAGUGCAUUGAGGACCUGCAGACUGACCUCGAAAGUCACAGGGAGAAGCUCGCCCUUCUGAUGACCAAGUACAACUACUUUACGAGGAUCAACAAAACGCGUCGUUACCUGGAGCAUAAGCUGUACCAGCUGCACCUCGAGGACUUGCAGUCGCAGCUGUCUCAGCUGGCAGACCCCUACGAUGAUGAGGUCCUGAAGGCCGAGGGGGCGAAGACAGCCUACAGCGCAGUCCACUCGGAGUACGUCGAUGUGAAUGCUGAGGUAAUCGCUCUACAGGGGGAGAUCGAUCUCUUGGAGAAGAUGAAGAGGAAGGGAGAGAUUGAAGAUAUCGAGUUGGCGAAGGAGCUGAACACCCAGCAGCUGGAGAGGGAAGAAAUAAGGGAGAAACUACAGGGAUUAAAUUCGGACGAAUCCGAGAGUUUCGAAAAGCGCCAUGAGUUGCUCCUCUCGAGGAUCUCGGAGCUCGAGGAGAAGGCGAAGGGCCUCGAGACUGCGUUGCAAGACAUCAGAAACAACAGUAACGAGGUCUGCCGAGAGCUGGAACGCCACGAGUACCAGCUGAUGGACCUCUCCAGGAGCAAGAUCAUCAUCGAGAAGUUGAAGACAGGAGAUCACGACCUGACUGAGGUAAUGCCAAGGGCUUCUCAGGUCACCAGAAUCAUUCAGGAGGAGGAGGAAGAGGUCGCCAGGCUGGAAGUCACCGUAGAGAAGGCUUUUGUUCAGAGGACCGAGGGCGAGAAGGAACUGGAAAGGCUGAGGAGUCAGUUAAGCGAUGUAAAGCUGCUGCUGCGUGAUCACAGGAGGAAAAAGGAGGAGCUCCAGAGGGCUAGGCACGAUCUCCUGGGGCGGAGGAAGGAGCAGCAGAGGGAGGCGGACGUUCUUCGUGAUGAUAUCGAGGCACUGGAGACCCGGAUUGGGACGAUCAAACAAAAACUGCAGAUGAUGGUCAGGGGAGAUGUCCUCGAGGGGAUCGAGUCGGUGAGGAAGAUCCUGGAGGAUUGGAGGCAGAGGGACGACCGGCUGGAGCUCGUUGAGGGGGUCAAGGGGAUUCUCCUGGAGGUUUUUACGUGCAGAGAACCUUCGGUGGCUUUCGCCAUGGAGGUCAGGGGUGGCGAUCAGCUGUUUCAUUAUGUCGUGAGGGACAGGAUUGUCAUCGCUGAGAUCUUGAGGGAGAUGAAGGAGAGGAACAUGAGGGGAAUCGUCAAUUUUAUCCCCCUCGGGGACGUGGAGGAGCUCCAGGUGAGGUAUCCCCUGGGGGAGUUCAAUUGCAGACCUUUGGUAUCGUUUUUGGUACCUCGGGAUGGCGAGCUCCAGAAGGCUGUGGACUUCGUCUUCGGGAAGACUGUCGUCGUGAGCAGUCUUAGGGAUGGCAUCGCACUUGCCAAUGUCUAUGACCUGCAGGCGAUUACUCUGAAUGGACAGCAGGUCCUGAGGAAGGGUAAGUACAGGGGAGGCUUUCGAGAUCGCCGAAACUCUCGACUAGAACUCUACAAAGAGUACUGUGAGCAGCGAGCUAAACUAGAUGCUGUCACAUUGAAUCACAAGAACCUCCUCACCUCCCUCCAGUCGAUGAACGAUGAACUCCUUCUUCCAAUGUCUGAACUCCAGAAGCUGGACGUGAAGAUCCAGGCGGCUGAACAGCACAUCUUGGGCCUCCAAACGGACAUUGCCGAGGCAUCGAGGAGCUUCGAGCAGGCAUCGGACAACUACUCCCCCCUGAAGAAGUACCUGGAAGACACGAGGAUGAGACUGGAGGAAUCGAAGCAGGAGCUGUCAACAGUGGAGACAGAGAUCGAAGAUCUGGAGAGGACAUCUGUCGAGGAAGUCGAGAUGUCUAUUCAGCAGCUUCUUGAGGACUCCCUACGGCUGGAGAAACAGAGAAAACAGGCGAUCGCAGAGAUUCCGCACCUGGAAGGGAGACUGUCCUCGGUGAGGGAAAUCCUGUCUCGUUUAGAGAAGGACAGGGACGAGCUGGAGGCACAUGUGGGGGAUUACUCUCAGGAUAUCCUCCAGGAACGACUCGUCGUCGCCGAGCAGAAGCUGGAGAAGCGCAGGAAGGAUCUGGGGGAGCGGAUGCAGAGACUGGAGGUGAUUGAUGAGAAGAUAAUUGGACUUACAAGGCAGCUAUCAGAGGUGGAGAAGAGGGCGAGGGACUUGGACUUCGAGAGAGAGAAGGCCAGGAUGACAUGGGAGGCAGCGAAGGAGGACGUGGAGGCGGUUAAAGGUAGAAUGGACUGUCUCACGAGGAAGAUGGGGGAGUGGGAGAAGAGACUGGCUGAUGUGGGGACCCUCCCCAGCAUCAGGAACCCCAGGGUUUUUGACAAUAUGGGGAAGAAGGCGUUGGAGAGGAAGAUCAGAGACAUCGGGAGGGAGGAGAAGGCUCUUGGGGCUGUCGACUGUAGCAUCAAGGGUAAGAUGAAGGGGCUGGAGGGACAAAUGGUGGCUCUGGAGCGUCUCCUGGAGAAGGAGGAGGAGAGGAAGAGGAGCUACGAGGAGGAAAUGGAAAAGAUCGAGACAAAGAGGGUCGAGGCCUUGAGGGUGGGGUUCGAAAAAAUCAACGAGUUUUUUGAGGACAUCUUUGGGAACAUCGUGACCAACGGUCGGGCCAGCCUUCUUCCAGUAGGGGAGGAUGGAGAGGUGGGGGAUGACUGGAGGAGCGUCAGGGGAGCCAGGAUUAGGGCGACUUUUGCCGGUGGACAGGAGGUGGAGAGAAUGUAUCAGCUCUCUGGGGGACAGAAGACUGUCAUCGCUCUGUGUCUGAUCUUUGCUGUUCACAGGUUCAAACCUGCGCCUUUUUAUUUACUUGACGAGAUUGAUAAGGCACUUGAUGGGUGCUUCAGGGCAUCUGUGGCUGGGAUGGUUCAUGAGAUGAGUAGGAAUGCACAGUUUGUGAUCGUCACGUUUAGAGAGGAGUUGGUGAUGCUGGCUGAUAGAUUUUUCAAGGUGACUUCCAGUCAUGACUGCUCACAUGUGCAGGACUGCAACAGGGAGGAGGCUCUGGAGAUCAUUAGGAAAGAUGCUGAGGAGGAGUGAUUUUUUUUCAUUUUUAUUAUUUUUUUCAGUUUGCGAUUACACUCAUAUAUAUUUUUUUAAUUGUCUCAAAGGUGUUGAAUGACAGAAAUUAUUAUAAACAUUAGUGUAUUGUAGUAUUGUAAAACUGUUCAUUUGCUUGUUCUGAAUUUCACGAAGAACUAAUGUUCAUGAAAUAAAUGGAAUUUUAAUUAAUUAAAUUAGUUGAGAACGUUCAGUUGGAGAAUAUAAACGAAACAGGAAGAAAAGUUUCAUAUCUCUCCGACUUGAGGAUUUUUAUUAGAUUUAAAAUCUCCCUCGAAACAGAUGAAACUCUUCUCAACCUGAAAUUAUGACACUCGUUAGGUUAUAACGAUGAUCGUGAGUUCCCACCAUGAUGUACAGUGGUCCAGCCCUCAUUUUCGUCAUCUGGAUAACAGCACAGGUACCUCUAUCCUCAG